UACAAAGUUCAACUAAUCCUCCACUUCUAUCAGCUACCAAAAUCUCUUCAUUUUUCUUACACCCUUGCCUCCAAUAAUUCUAGUCUCAGCUCAAGUUAGAGCUUUGAUCGACACUUGGUGGUGGCUAUCACAAAAAAGAACCUUCACUUCUUUUCUAUGUAUAUCCCUCUUUACAUUAUUGAUCUGAUAUGUUGUUUCAAUGUUCCCUUACUCCAGCGCUGGAACUCCACCCAAAUUCUGCGAUUUCGAAGCUCAAAGUCAUUGAAUGGAGAUAACCACAAGUCUUCCUGCUAUCGAUUGGUACAGAAAUGGCACAACGAUCUCACUUGCUAGAGAAUUGAUUAUCCUCUUUUGAUUGCUUACCAGAGUUACAUCCAUGGAAUUUUCCUCCAAAUGGUUGAUCCAGCUUCUGUUUCUCUCCUCGUCUCUCAUGGUCACGAGUCUUAUCUUGGGCAAGCUUCAAAAAAACAUAUUGCUACUACACAAGUCAAAUCAUGCUUGAUCUGAUCUUCACAGAGAUCAAAUGUUAGAAUCUAGCUAUGUGUUUCCACAUUCUCCUUUAAUUGUUGUUCCUCUCUCUCUCUCUCUCUCUCUCUCUCUCUCUCUCUAUCGCUCAAUUUACAGUUUUUCUAGUCCAUCGCCAAGCUCAUUCAGAGAUCCUUACUCUUCCUGAUGACUUGAGCUUUGAUAGUGAUCUUGGCGUGGUUGGUGCCCAGAAGUUUUUCAAAUUCCCCUGGUGAUUUUUUAGGCGAUUGAUCAAUUGCUUAUCUCAAUUUCAAUUUCAGUUUUGAUAUAAAUAUUUUUAACCUCAAUUUGUUUUACCUAAUUCCUAUGAAUAUUAUUCAAGCAAGGGAUCAUGCUUUGUUUGUGGCCAAAUGGUGGAAAAAAACCCCAGCGUUUCCUUAAGAUACACACACAAGAUUGACAUGGCUUCCUCUUCACAGAGCACUUGCCGAUCAAUUAGAACUUACAAGGCAGUGAGGAUGAACACAGCCAGUAUUGUAACAUGGUUGUACAGUAUGUGAAAAACCGUGAAAUGUUUGAGCCUUUUAUCGAAGAUGAUGUUCCAUUUGAUGACUACUGUAAAAACGUGGACGGCGAUGGAACUUGGGCCGGGAAUAUGGAACUACAAGCAGUUUCUUUUGUCACACACAGCAAUAUAUGUUUCCACAAGAUCAUGUCACCGCGUUGGUCAUACCACGAUGGGGAACAUUACAACAAUGUGCGUAUGAAGGAAAAUGCUUGUGGAGGAGGACCAACCAGGCCUGUUGUAAUAAAGAAUCUAUUUGGUGCAGAAAUCAGAGUUGACCGUAAUGGUGUUAGUCAAUCGUUAACUCCAACU
Messenger RNA from Thlaspi arvense, 1342 nucleotides. The record is from the annotation of a GenBank genome assembly. NCBI's taxonomy places the organism in Eukaryota, Viridiplantae, Streptophyta, Magnoliopsida, Brassicales, Brassicaceae.